UGGACGCCGGGUCACGUCGGCAUCGAAGGGAACGAGAAAGCGGACGAAGAGGCGAAAGCGGCAGCCCAAGGGACAUCCAGCCCGGCGAGUACUUUACCUAAACUACUACGCAAACCGCUUCCCUGGAGCAAAUCUGCAGUGCGAAAGACAUACAAGAAGGAAGCAAAGGCGAUACGAGAAAAGCGAGAACGUCAAUCCAAACAUGUCCGGCGCAUCAGGCAACUCGACCCAAAGUUCACGCCGAGCCACUUCAGGAAGCUGGCU
This is a messenger RNA of Punctularia strigosozonata HHB-11173 SS5, 264 nucleotides long. RefSeq lists its product as uncharacterized. Gene Ontology annotation, molecular function: nucleic acid binding; RNA-DNA hybrid ribonuclease activity. The annotation marks the transcript as partial. The record is from RefSeq and is a predicted model, not a curated record. Lineage: Eukaryota; Fungi; Basidiomycota; Agaricomycetes; Corticiales; Punctulariaceae. The transcript has a single exon.